AUGAUUUUGAUGGAUGAGGAUGAGGAAGAAAAUGAGGAUGAGGAUGAGGAUGAGAAUAAGGAUGAUGAUGAGAAUGAGGAUGAGGAUGAUGAUGACGAUGAUGAUGAUGAUAAGGAUGAUGAUGAAAAUGAUGAUGAGGUUGAGAAUUACGAUGAGGACGAAGACGAGGAUGAUGAGGAGGAUGAUGAUGAGGAUGAUGAUGAGGAUGAGGAUGCUGAUGAGCAGGAGGAGGACGACAAUGAGGCUGAGGAUGAGUUUGAGUAUGAGGAUGAGGAUGAGGAUGCGGAUGAGGACGGGGAAGAGGAUGAGGAUGAUUAUGAUGAUGAUGAUGAUGAUGAAUAUGAUAAUGAUGAUGAUGAUGAGAAUGAUGAGGAGGAUGAUGAUGCAGAUGAAAAUGAGGAUGAGGAUGAUGAUGAUGACGAUGAGGAUGAGAGCGAGGAUGAUGAUGAUCAUGAUGAUGAUGAUGAUGAGGGUGAGGAUGAGUUUGAGGAUGAGGAUGACGAUGAGAAUGAGCAUGAGGAUGAGGAUGAGGAUGAUGAUGAUGAUGAAGAUGACGAUGAUGAUGAUGAUGAUGAUGAUGAUGUUGAUCAGGAUGAGGUUGAGGAUGAGGAUGAAGAUGAGGAAGAGUAUGAGAUUGAGGACGAGGAUGAGGACGAGAAUGACGUUGAUGAUGAUGAUGAUAAUGAUGAUGAUGAUGACGAUGUUGACGUUGAAGAUGAUGAUGAAAAUGAUGAUGUUGAAGAUGAUGACGAUGAGUAUGAGGAUGAGGCUGAGGAUGAGGAUGAGAGUGAGGAUGAGGAUGAGGAUGAGGAUGAUGAUGAUGAUGAAGAUGAUGAGGAUGCGGAUGAGGAUAAGGCUGAGGAUGAGGAUGAGGAUGAUGAUGAUGAUGAGGAUGAGGAUGAGAAUAAGGAUGAUGAUGAGAAUGAGGAUGAGGAUGAACACGAGGAUGAGGAUGAGGAUAAGGAUGAUUUUGAUGAUGAUGAUGAUGAUGAUGUUUAUGAGGAUGAGGAUGAGGAUAAGGAUGAUUUUGAUGAUGAUGAUGAUGAUGAUGAUGAGGUUGAGGAAGAAAAUGAGGAAGAGGAUGAGGAUGAGGAUGAGAAUAAUGAUGAUGAUGAGAAUGAGGAUGAGGAUGAAGACGAGGAUGAGGAUGAGGAUGAUGAUGAGGGUGAGGAUUAUGUUGAGGAUGAGCAUGAGGAUGAGGCUGAGAAUGAAGAUGUUGAUGACGAUGAAGAUGACGAGGAUGUUGAUGAUAAUGAUGAUGAUGAUGAUGAUGAUGAUGAUGAUGAUGACAAUCAUGAUGAUGACGAUGAUGUUGAUGAUCAUGAUGAUCAUGAUGAUAAUGAUGAUGAUGAUGAUGAUGAUGAGGUUGAGCAUGAGCAUGAGGAUGAGGAUGAGGAUGAGGAUGAUGAAGAUUAUGAUGAUGAUGAUGAUGAUGAUGAUGAUGAUGAUGAUGAUGAGGAUGAUGGUGAUGAUGACGACGAUGGUGACGAUGUUGAUGAAGAUGAUGAUGAUGAUGACGAUGAUGAUGAUGACGAUGAUGAUGAAGAUGAUGAUGUGGAUGAGGAUGAGGAUAAGGAUGAGGAUGAGGAAGAGGAUGAGAAAGAGGAUGGUGAUGAUGAUGAUGAUGAUGAUGAGGAUGAUGAUGAAGAUGAGUAUGAUGAUGAGAAUAAUGGUGAGGAUGAGGAUGAUGAUGAGGAUGAGGAUGAGAAAAAGGAUGAGGAUGAGGAUGAUGAUGGUGAUGAUGAUGAUGAUGAUGAUGAUGAGGAUGAUGAUGUUCUUCUUGAUGAUGACGAUUACGAUGAAGUUGAGAAUGUGGAUGAUUAUGAGGAUGAGGAUGAGGAUGAGGAUGAUGAUGAGGAUGAUGAUGAAGAUGAGGAUGAGUAUGUGAGUGGGGAUGAGGAUGAUGAUGACGAUGAUGAUGAUUAUAAGGAUGAUGAUGAUGAUGAUGACGAUAAUGAUGAUGAUGAGGAUAGAGAUGAGGAUGAGGAUUAG
Echinostoma caproni is the source of this 1992-nucleotide messenger RNA. The record is from the annotation of a GenBank genome assembly. NCBI's taxonomy places the organism in Eukaryota, Metazoa, Platyhelminthes, Trematoda, Plagiorchiida, Echinostomatidae.